Messenger RNA from Gasterosteus aculeatus aculeatus (three-spined stickleback), 2821 nucleotides. RefSeq names its product fizzy-related protein homolog. Gene Ontology annotation, biological process: positive regulation of ubiquitin protein ligase activity; anaphase-promoting complex-dependent catabolic process; positive regulation of anaphase-promoting complex-dependent catabolic process. NCBI's taxonomy places the organism in Eukaryota, Metazoa, Chordata, Actinopteri, Perciformes, Gasterosteidae. The record is from RefSeq and is a predicted model, not a curated record. Gene Ontology annotation, cellular component: anaphase-promoting complex. Gene Ontology annotation, molecular function: anaphase-promoting complex binding; ubiquitin ligase activator activity; protein binding.
ACAUCCUUCCCGUGAUGCUUUGCGGACCCAAAUUGAUCAGCAAAAGAAAACAAUUGUAUCUUGCAUGCUCUGUUUUAAAGAGUAAAACAAAAUAAAACAAGAUAUUUCCACUAGAAUUAAUACCACAAAUAAGAACACGUAAAAGUUGCGUGACGGGAGGAUUUAAUUCGGGCACGAACCAUGGAUCAGGACUAUGAAUGCAGGCUGCUCAGGCAGAUCAACAUUCAAAAUGAGAAUGCAAGCCCUAUAAAAGCAGUAGGAGCUGUGCGGGCUCUGACACCCACCACCUCCCCCCUGUCCUCGCCGAGCAAGCAUGGUGAUCGCUUUAUUCCCUCCCGGGCUGGAGCCAACUGGAGUGUCAACUUCCACCGCAUCAAUGAAAUUGAAAAGUCGCACAAUCAAAACAGAAAAACGAAAGAUGGCACAACCGACAGCAACAAAGCGGACGGCCUGGCUUACUCCGCUCUGCUGAAGAACGAGCUGUUAGGAGCGGGCAUCGAGAAAGUCCAGGACCCCCAGUCAGAAGACCGCCGUCUGCAGCCAUCAACUCCAGCCAAGAGAAGCCUUUUUAGUUAUUCCGUAAGUGCAAAGAGGGCUCUGCCAGAAGAAGAUGGAAACACGGUCUCUCCAUAUUCUCUCUCACCUGUCAGUAGCAACAGCCAGAAACUGCUGCGGUCGCCAAGAAAACCUACACGCAAAAUAUCAAAGAUACCUUUUAAAGUCUUGGACGCUCCAGAGCUUCAGGACGACUUUUACCUCAACCUAGUGGACUGGUCCUCUCUGAAUGUACUCAGUGUGGGACUGGGUACCUGUGUCUACCUGUGGAGUGCCUGUACCAGCCAGGUGACGCGUCUAUGCGAUCUUUCUGUAGAAGGAGAUUCUGUAACGUCAGUGGGCUGGUCAGAGAGGGGCAACCUGGUGGCAGUGGGAACGCAUAAAGGAUAUGUACAGAUUUGGGACGCAGCAGCAGGAAAGAAGCUCUCCGUACUAGAAGGACACACAGCCCGAGUGGGUGCGUUGGCAUGGAAUGCGGACCAGCUGUCGUCUGGGAGCCGUGAUCGGGUGAUCCUCCAGCGGGACAUCAGGGCCCCGCCUCUCCAGUCGGAGCGCCGUCUCCAAGGGCACAGACAGGAGGUCUGCGGGCUUAAGUGGAGCACGGACCACCAGCUGCUAGCCUCAGGUGGAAACGACAACAAGUUACUUGUGUGGAACCACUCGAGCGUCCUCCCGGUGCAGCAGUACACGGAGCACUUGGCCGCGGUGAAAGCCAUCGCCUGGUCGCCCCACCAGCACGGCCUGCUGGCCUCCGGGGGCGGCACCGCCGACCGCUGCAUCCGCUUCUGGAACACUCUGACCGGCCAGCCGUUACAGUGCACCGACACCGGCUCUCAGGUCUGCAACCUGGCCUGGUCCAAGCACACCAAUGAGCUGGUGAGCACACAUGGUUAUUCCCAGAACCAGAUCCUUGUGUGGAAGUAUCCCUCGCUCACUCAAGUGGCCAAACUUACUGGACAUUCCUACAGGGUUCUCUACCUGGCCAUGUCCCCUGACGGAGAGGCCAUUGUGACGGGAGCAGGAGAUGAAACACUUCGGUUUUGGAACGUCUUUAGCAAGAUGAGAUCCACUAAGGAAUCCGUGUCAGUGCUUAACCUCUUCACCAGGAUCCGGUAGUUGGCACCCCGCUCUUACUACGAGGGCAUGAUGCCGGGAAAGGGGGUUUAACUUUGCAUGUAUCAAACUCGCUCUUUUGAGUGUUUACCUCAGCAGUCUGCAGAGGGGCCCCUCGAGCGCUCUUAGUGAUUUAGCCACGUUGUAGCUGGAGGUGGGAGGGAGCUGGAGAGAUGACCGAGUGUCGAGGGCAGAGGAGAUGUGCAUGUACAGUAUUCCACUUCCUCCUUAAUAAUAGAGCCACUGACUCACCCAACAGACCAGGGAUCUGUGAUGAUGAGGCGAAUGUGGGGGGCGGCGGCGUUUCUCUCCCCAUGUCAUUAUGUUUUGUUUACAGACUGACAUUGUGCUUUCCUGCCAAAUAUUGAGUUCAUCCUUUCGUUCUGUCUUAUUUAUUUUAACCUUUUUUUCCUCUAUUUUAAAAACAUUUUUAAAAUGUAUCCCUACUAGUUGUUUGUUCUGGAGGCCGGUGGGUUUUAUUUUGUGCAAACUGCAGUUUCUUUGGUCUGAUCUGUGGAGUAUGUUCGCAGAACAAUUCCAGGCUCUCGUUUUGUAUUUUACCGGGUGACGAUAAUGUUUCAUGGACACUGUUAAACGAAUACGUCAUCCUGUGCCGCUUCGACUUCAACUGUAAAUGCUUAACUAGGUUUUGACAAAUUGGUCCGGUAUCUUUUUCUCUACAUCAAGUUAAUGAUUUCAUUAUUGAACAAGCUCGUUGUUUUAAAUUCAAAUGGAGGAAAUCAUUAUUUGGUAAGAACACACAUAAGAGCAUUAGUGGAUGGAAAAUCUGGCAACGGUUAAAGUUGGUAAGUUAAAAUGAAAAUAUUUAGUCUGUCUAAAAAUGUUUUCAUAUCUGCAGUGUUUCCACCCAAUUUUCACCUUUUCCCUAUUUGAGUCAACUAUCGUGCCACAUUUAAACGAAUGCUAUUUAUUUGUAUUGUGAAAAAAGGUUAUUGUACAGAAAUGGCAUGGUUGUUACUAAUAUCUGGGGGAAGUUUAUGGGCAGUUUCACUGCCAGACGAUGUGGAAAUUUAUUUGAAAGCCACUUCAAAAUCAAGACAAUGCUGCAAACUCGAAUUGCAGAAAGAAUGUUAAAAAAAAAGAAAUAUUUCUUUACUCACAGAUAAUCAACAAUAAACGAUCAUAUCUUUUA